GCCUCAGUAUUAAAGUAUUCGUUAAGAACGUCUAACAUGGGACUAGCGGCUUGUAUAUGCACAAAAGUUCUCCAGCUUAUUGCUACUGUGGCUGCGUUGAUUGUUAAAAGAUUGUCAGACAAACAUUCGGAGAGGGUGUUUGUAAUUAACAAAAAACAAUCCAGGGAAUGGACACUCUUGAACAAUAUUUCUUGGUCAAAGGAAGGCGACGACUUUAGCACUCUUACAUUCUUGGGAUACACAUUUAUUUCAGCAGUUUUACUUCUCACAAGAAUUAUUGAGACAACCUCGAACUAUGGUACUUGCGAAAUAAUUCUGUUAACCUGUGGAGUUCUGUUUUUCACUAUAGAGGGACUACUGAUAUUUUUUUCGGUGGAACAAUUGUCCGAGGAUCUUCUGAUUUUUGCCUAUUCGUUGGGAACGCUUUCUUUCAUAUGCGCAGCUUUGUUUGCCCUGGACCUAAUGCUCUUUCAAAACCUGCUAAAACUCAAGAACUCUACAGCCCAAACAGAUCAAUUGAAAGAUACUUCAACAGUCGCCCUAAAAGUGUACAAUUUGUCCCAAGAACACAAGACAAACUGUUGCAGCAGUGGUGCCCAAACACAGAUCAUAAAUGAAAAUAAUAAGAAAUAUUUACGAACGGAUUUGUAG
Molecule: messenger RNA, 651 nt
Organism: Drosophila rhopaloa
Lineage: Eukaryota; Metazoa; Arthropoda; Insecta; Diptera; Drosophilidae
Exons: 4
Coding region: 37-651 (204 amino acids)
Source: RefSeq, a predicted model, not a curated record